Brienomyrus brachyistius is the source of this 1464-nucleotide messenger RNA. RefSeq names its product Ras suppressor protein 1 (gene rsu1). The record is from RefSeq and is a predicted model, not a curated record. The transcript is spliced from 9 exons. Gene Ontology annotation, molecular function: protein binding. Lineage: Eukaryota; Metazoa; Chordata; Actinopteri; Osteoglossiformes; Mormyridae. The coding region runs from base 247 to 1101 and encodes 284 amino acids.
AACCUCCAAAAAGGCAAAGUUCAUCACUUAUGGGGGCAUCUGCCUCCCUGGUGAGUUUGAGAAGCAAGCAGGUCCGAACUGACCAGAAAAAUCAGAAAACCGAGGCUAUACAAGCAGGGAUACUACUCUGGCCUUGAGGAGGGGACCCUCUAUUACCAAAUCCCGGAUUGGUCCUCUUCCUGGAUAACGGGACACGCGGCACCAGGCAAGGGGCACGGGGUGAGUGUGAGAGCCAAGGCUGGGAAGAUGUGUCUACCACACAAGAGAAUGUCGAAAUCUUUGAAGAAAAUCGUGGAGGAGAGCCGGGAGAAGAACUUGCCUGAGGUGGACAUGUGUGAUCGUGGCAUAUCCAACUUGCUGGACAUACCCGGACUGUUCACCCUGUCUAAUAUCACCCAGCUGGUCCUGAGUCACAACAAGCUGACAAACAUUCCCCCAAACAUCGCUGACCUGAAGAACCUGGAGGUGCUCAAUGUCUUCAACAACCAGAUCGAGGAGUUGCCCACCCAGCUGAGCAGCCUGCAGAAGCUCAAGCACCUCAACCUGGGGAUGAACCGGAUGGGUUCCCUACCCCGUGGCUUUGGCUCUUUACCCGCCCUGGAGGUGCUGGAUCUCACUUACAACAACCUGAACGAAUCCUCCCUGCCUGGGAACUUCUUCUACCUGACCACCCUCCGCGCCCUCUACCUCAGUGACAACGACUUCGAGCUGCUGCCCCCGGACAUUUGCAAGCUGUCCAAACUGCAGAUCCUGAGCCUGAGGGACAAUGACCUCAUCUCGCUCCCGAAGGAGAUUGGAGACCUGUCCCAGCUGAAGGAGCUGCACAUUCAGGGCAACCGGCUCACUGUGCUGCCCCCGGAGCUGGGUAACCUCGACCUCACCGGACCCAAACAGGUCUUCAAGGCAGAAAACAACCCCUGGGUGACCCCCAUUGCCGACCAGUUCCAGCUGGGUGUGUCCCAUGUCUUCGAAUACGUCCGAUCAGAAACCUACAAGUACCUCUAUGGGAGGCACAUGCAGGCCAAUCCGGAGCCUCCAAAGAAGAACAAUGACAAGUCAAAGAAGAUCAGCCGCAAGCCGCUAGCAGCUAAGAAUAAGUAAAGAGGAGGAACCGUGGACCACCCUCAGCCUGCCCUGGGUCCUCAGCAUGAGCUUCUCAGCUCUGUUUAGCAAUAUAUGUAUGUAUGUCUGCUUUAUACUGCUGUGCACGUAAUAUUGCGCCCCCUACAGCUCUACGUGAGAAUAGCAUUAAUGAAUCCCAUAGCAAAGUAGGCUUAUCCAGUAUUAAAAUGCACCAAGUGGUCCAGAGAGUCACCUGACCCUUUCCCUGCCCCCCCCAACCAGUCCUAAAAAUCUCAACCUCAUAUUCCAGCCUGCUCUCUCAACUGGCAGCGUGGAUUUCCACUAUCCAAGCUGGCUACUUGUGGGGGGAGCCUGUGUGUGUGUGUGGGGUGGGGUGGGGUG